UGAAGGUUACAGACUGUCUCUGUUUUUUUUUCUGGAAUCCGUUUUUUUAAAAUAAAUAUUUAUAAACAGCAACUGUUCUCUUAUAAGAUGCAGACGAGUUGUGCUUUAUUUUGUAUCUCGCUCUGUGUCAUUACUGCACAUCUGUCAAGGAUCCAUGGCAUGACCCUCACGAAUCCAGAGAAAAAGGGAUGGACUCUGAACAGUGCUGGGUACCUGCUAGGACCUUAUGCUCACAGAAGUCUUAAUGUAAGACACAGAGCUACGGGCAAAAGAGACAUGUGGAAUGAAAGUUCAAACUUACCAGCAUCUUCAUACAAUGAUUCCUAUUUUCUCUCAUUACUGGGUCAUCUUGCAUACCUGCGAUUAAAAGAAAUGGGAAUGACUGAAGAUUUCAGUGGAUCUUUAAUGAGUGGCCAUAUCAAGCAAUGACAAAAUAUCAGUUGCCCUCUAAUACUGUUUUGCAUUUGAUCAUUUUUUUAUUCAUCAUUUAAAAUGUAUUAACAAUGGUAAAAUGCGUAGAUUAAUAUCCCACGAAUCAUGCUGAUUUGACUCA
Carassius auratus (goldfish) is the source of this 553-nucleotide messenger RNA. It is a transcript of the gene gall, whose product is annotated as galanin-like. Gene Ontology annotation, molecular function: neuropeptide hormone activity; galanin receptor binding. Lineage: Eukaryota; Metazoa; Chordata; Actinopteri; Cypriniformes; Cyprinidae. Gene Ontology annotation, biological process: neuropeptide signaling pathway. Gene Ontology annotation, cellular component: secretory granule; extracellular region. Bases 88 to 429 code for a protein of 113 amino acids. The transcript has 6 exons. The record is from RefSeq and is a predicted model, not a curated record.